AUGAGGACAUCCAGAUGGUGCUCGCUGGCGUUCUUGUUGGGAGUGGUCUCCCUCGGAGUGGGAGUCAUUGAGGGGAGACCGGGCAAGGAGGAGGGAUUCGGUCCGCCACCGUAUCGACCUGUCAUGAGGUUCCGACAUAAGGAUGGGCUCCCAGGGAGUUUGCAGAUAAAGGGGUUUUUGGGCCAUAACAAUGGCUUCCAGAGUCCUUGUGAGCACAAGUACUGUGGCCUUGGGCGUCACUGCGUGGUCAACCAUGAGAGUGGUAAAGGGGAGUGCAACUGUCUAGACCGCUGUAAACCACACUACAAACCGGUGUGUGGCUCAGACGGCAAGCUGUAUCAGAACCACUGUGAGCUCCACCGUGCCUCCUGUCUGGGUGCACAGAGAAUAACUAUCAUGCACAGCGAGGAAUGCUUCUACAAAGAUGACAACUGCAGACUGGGUGACUACCGGAGGUUGAAGACCAAAAUUCUGAACCUGCAUGACCAGAGGUACAUGGAAACUGGCAACCGUGGGAGCCACAAAGACAACAUGGCCGCCAGAAAGAAGCUGGUCGACCUUCUGUUUAAGCGCUUCGACGCCGAUGGUAGCGGGAGAGUAGACAGCAGCGAACUAUCACAGGUCAUCAAGCAGGAAGGUCUGUCCAAGGAUGUCUCUGAGUGCACCCUGUUUGACCUUCUCAAAUACAACGACAUCAAUGACGACGAGCACCUGACAAAGGACGAGUUCUACACAGCUUUCGAAGUGUACCAGCUCACCCUGCCCGAUGACCAGAAAUUGAGCAUCACUACGGUAACCGUUGGCCAGAGUGCCAUCUUGACUUGUGCAAUCACAGGGGAGCAGAGACCUCCCAUCAUCUGGAAACGCAACAAUCAGGUUCUCAACUCGCUGGAUCUGGAGGACAUAAAUGAUUUCGGAGAUGACGGCUCAUUGUACGUCACCAAGGUGACCACCACCCAUACAGGGAACUACACCUGCCAUGCUGACGGGUACGAGCAGCUCUCGCAGACGCACACGCUCCAGGUGAACGUUCCUCCCGUCAUCCGUGUCUACCCAGAGAGCCAGGCCCGGGAGCCAGGGGUGACGGCCAGUCUCCGGUGCCAUGCUGAAGGUAUCCCCAACCCACAACUGGCAUGGCUGAAGAAUGGCAUGGACAUCGCUACCAAGCUGUCCAAACAGCUCACCCUGCAAGCUAACGGAAGCGAGGUGCACAUCAGCAACGUCCACUUCGAGGACACGGGGGCGUACACCUGUAUCGCCAAAAACGAUGCCGGGGUGGACGAGGACAUCUCCUCCCUGUUUGUGGAGGAUUCGGCGCGCAAGACCCUGGCAAACAUUCUGUGGAGAGAGGAAGGUCUUGGAAUUGCCAAUAUGUUCUAUGUGUUUUACGAGGAUGGUAUCAAAGUCAUCCAGCCAGUGGCAUGUGAGAUCCAGAGACACAUAAAGCCCAGUGAGAAACUACUGGGACUUCAGGCUGAGGUUUGCCCCAUGUCAGUGGGGGAGGUCAAGCAGAAGUGUGUGUGGUCAUCAGCGGUUAACGUGAAGGACAAGUUUAUUUAUGUCACACAGCCAACCUUGGCCAGAGUGCUUGUGGUCGACAUCACGUCUCAGAAGGUUGUCCAGACGGUGAGCACAGACCCCUACCCAGUGAAGCUGCACUAUGACAAAUCCCACGACCAGGUGUGGGUCCUCAGCUGGGGAGACAUGGAGAGAAACUUUCCUACUUUGCAGGUGAUCAAUCAGGCCAGCGGGAGUGUGUCCCACCAUACCGUCCACACCCAGCCGGUUGGCAGACGCUUUGAUAGAGUGGAGGAUUUCUUCAUUCCUGCCGCCAGCCUCAUCAUUAAUCACAUCAGAUUUGGAAUCGUCCUCCACAGAAAUGAACCGGCGCUCCACAAGAUUGACCUGGAGACCACAUCGUCAGGGAAGAACAUCAGCCUGCUCAAGUACAACUGCAUUCCCAAGUCCCUGGCUUACACCCACCUGGGAGGUUACUACUUCAUCAACUGCAAACCUGAUUCCACGGGCGCCACCCAGCCCCAGCUCAUCGUAGACAGUGUGACAGACUCCGUGAAUGGACACAACGGGGACGUCACCGGCACCCCGUACGUGUCUCCGGACGGUCACUACCUGGUCACGGUGGACGACCGCAACGGCUUGAUGAGAAUCCAGCAGAUCACGGUGCGCGGGGAGAUCGGCGAGCCCUUUGACAUCCACACCAACCUUCACCUGUCUGAUGUGGCCUUCCAGCCGUCGUUCACCGAGGUCCACCAGUACAACGUCUUCGGAAGUUCGGGAAGCCAAACGGACUCUCUAUUUGUCGAGCUGAGCACAGGCAAUGUGAAGAUGAUCAAGAGUCUGAAGGAGGCCACCAAGGCUUCCGAUUGGCCGUGGAGCAGUAGAAACCGCGUGAUGACCGGCAGUGGACUUUUCGGACAGUACCUCAUGACCCCGUCCAGGGAGUCUAUUUUCAUCCUGGACGGUCGUCUCAACAAGCUCAACUGCGAGAUCGCUGAUGUCGUCAAAGGCAACGUAGUGGCGUGGGUUGGCGAGUCGUAGGCCGGUCUGUGUUUAGACUUGUCCUGUCUUAUUAUUAAGGUACAGUUGCACUGAAUUUGGCUGCAGAUACAUAAUUUAUUGGGUGUGAAGAAAAACGUAAGCAAUUCUCAAAACCAAAAUUCACAGAUCAAAAUCGUAUUGGAUGUUGUUUACUAGCCGAGUUGAAAUCGUGGGGGUUCCACAAUAUCUUCUAGGGGAUAUCUGUUAAAAUUAGACAAAUUAGCGUCAUAUUAGCAUUUUUCGAUUGCAAGUCUUGCCAAUUCAAUUGGAUGGACGUUUUUUGAUAUUCACGUCAACUGGCAUUUCGCUAAAAAGAGGGAGAAAAUAGGUCUAGACUAUCCUCCUCUGUUUCGUCUACUCCCGUUCCAUUUUUUUUCCUGUGCCUUGAAGGAAAACAAACUCCAAAAGAGGAAUUAACAUAUUUAUUCCCAUUGCGGCUGCAGAUUACACCUUCUUCUCUUUGACCCUCCUUCGUGGUGAGAGAUGCUCUAAAAAUCCAUGUUUCUCGUCUUAUUUUCAUCUCGGACCAACGUGGAGCCCAUUCUGGGCUAAUUAAAAUGAGCUCUUGCUGAGACCCCGUCUCGUUUGAAGUGGAGAUGGAGAGAUUGAGUUGUCCAUUAUGAUGUAGUGCUGCUUGGUCACCUUUGAUCUCUGAGAGUCUUCAAAAGAGCUAGUGAUUUGAAUGUGAUUUCGUCCAACAAUCCAAGUCUCAAUGACAAUGUUAAUAGAUUGAUCCAUCUUAAUAUUUGUGGGAUAAAUUAAUUAAAGUUUCACACUUUGAUUCACAAGGUCAAUGUGUGUGUGCGUGUAGGUGUAGAAAAAUAUUCAAAUUUGAAGAAUAUCCCUGGCCCAAAAGGAGUCAUAGUAUAUAUUAGAAUGUACUUACAUAUUGUCAGUCAAUUUUGGCAAAGUUUAGCAGCUGGAUGUGUAUCAUUACAGUGAAAUAAAGAGGGAUUUGUUUAGUUGGAAGUGGAUUUGUGCAGUUGUAGAGAAUAGAGGCACUAUGAGCUGUGUGGAUCUAAUGAGAAUAUAGUGAGAGACCUUGGUCUAUAAGCUUCAAAUGUGAGUCACAUUUCUUUUAAAAUGCUACAAGGCAGAGCGUAGUUGGAUGAAUCAGUUGUACCUAUGAAACCUGGCAAGUAUGUGGCCCGUUGUGCUUAGGACACAAAUUAUUUCCCCGAAGGACACAUUCUAUGCAUUUUCACCAUAGCACUCUAACACAAACACAAUGAGGAAUAUGUUUAUGUGUUAUUUUUCAAAUCUAAUGUUGGACCUCUUGUCCUGUUAUGGACAGGUCCAUUUUAUGUUCCCAAUUAAGAUAAAACAUUUUUAUAUAAUUUGAUGUUUUGUUUUAUUUGAUCAAUUCAAUUUCAAUUAAUCAAAAAAACAAAAAAUGAUAUCACAUUUUGUUUGGUGUUGCCCCUUGAUACCCAUAGGACUGUACUGAUUACCUGUGACUUUUCUUAUUGUUUUCUGUAUAUAGCAGCAGAGUUGACUGAGUUCCUUAACAUGGUAGUUUUCAUACAGUUUUUGAGGGCUCUGUUCAUUAUUUUGAGUGAAUAUGCACCCAACCUUUUUAAGAAACGAAAGAGCACCAUUGUCAUCGCGCUAACCUUGACCAAGUACAUUGUGAUUUCACCUACCUGAGACAUUGUAGUUUUCAUUAUAGCCAUGUACUGUUUGUUGAUUCAUGUGAUUAUUAUUUAUG
Messenger RNA from Salvelinus namaycush (lake trout), 4267 nucleotides. Its product is annotated as follistatin-related protein 5-like. Lineage: Eukaryota; Metazoa; Chordata; Actinopteri; Salmoniformes; Salmonidae. The record is from RefSeq and is a predicted model, not a curated record. Bases 1 to 2559 code for a protein of 852 amino acids. Gene Ontology annotation, biological process: multicellular organism development; regulation of BMP signaling pathway; cell differentiation. Gene Ontology annotation, molecular function: protein binding; calcium ion binding. The transcript has 15 exons.